AUGCCGACCGCACGGACGUCCGAGGACCCGGCGCUCUCCAGCCGCAAGCGCAAGGCCGAUGACUUUGAGUGGGAGGCGUCCAAAGAGAACGUGAUGCCGCUCAAGCGCGGCCGCAACGUCGUGGACUUGAACCAGGCGCUGCGUGCGCACGACUCUGUGCAGACGAAGCUCCGACUGGAGACGGAAAUGAAGACCAGGGAAGCGGCGAUUGCGGCGUACGCGGGAGACGAUCCACUGGCGCACUGGCUCGAGUACGUGCGGUGGCUCGAGGUCCAGAUGCCGGAGGACACGCGGAAGAAGUUCAAAGUCUUGGAAAAGUGCACGCGCGAGCUCAAGGACGAUCGGAAGUACCGGAACGACAUGCGAUACGUGCGACUCUGUAUCCAAUACGCGGACUUGGUGUCCAAUCCUAAGGACAUUUUCCGGUACUUGUAUCAGAAUAAGAUCGGCGAGCGUGUCUCGCUGUUCUACAUUGGCUGGGCUUACGUGCUCGAGACGAUGGCCAAUUACCCUCAAGCGCACAAGAUCUACUUGAAAGCCAGCCAGAAGAAGGCAGAGCCGCAGGAUCUGUUGGAGAGAAAGUACAAGGAGUUCCAGCGGCGGAUGAGUCGCCAGUGGUUGAGAAUGAACGAAGAGACUGGUGCUGACGACGUGAGUGAGCGUGAGCAGCUACACCAACACCAUGCGUCUGCUCGGGCUCAACGGGUUCAGAAAGUAAAUGCGCACAAACCGGUAUUUACUGUGUAUGAGGACCCUGUCGUACGCCAUGUCGAUCCUUUUUGCGGUAACGGUGAGUGGAAAAAGCUUGGCACCAUGCAGCAGCAAGACAAGGAAAAUGAGCUGGCACCCAGCGCUUGGAAUCCAUUAGCUGCUUCUACAGCUACUGGCUCUGGCCAUAAUCGUGAGCGUCUUCCCUCGUAUACGUCGAGAAGCCAUCCACAAGCCAUCUCCCACCAGGUCUUUGUGGACGAUGAGUUUUCUGUGCCUGACAGCGAAACGAAACGACAGACACCUCUAACACAUCGUUCUCAAACUCUGCGACAGCGUAUGGAAGGAGUGGCUACGGAGGAAGAAAUGCUUGCACGAAAGCCGCUGAAGAAUUUCACAGCCAGCGAGCAAAAGACGCGGGUAGAAAAGCAAGCACCAAGAAGCAGGGUUGAACAGCCUUGUUACGAUGUUAAGCAAACCAUGUCCGACGCAGGCGAAGCCGUUUCCUUCGAAGAAGUUCGAGCACGUGCGUACAAGCGCGCUAACGAUAGACACUGCCCGGCUGCUCAGCAAACACUGCAUGAUGUGUCGAGCAGUGUCGAUUGUGCACCCAAAGUAACUGCAGCCCCGUCUAUAUCAACCACGUCGGCGACUGGUUUGAUAGCUUCUCACGGAUUUCCGCUUUCAACACAAAAGCCUGCGAUCACGCUGUCAAAAUCCCGUAACGAAAAGCCUAUCGAGCGAGGGCUGCCACUGGUAUCUGGAUCAACGAUGAUUAGUGGAACGGCUGAAGCGAGCAACGCUGACCAUGACGAUAUGACUAUUAACACUCGUGUUGCGCUGGAAGACAUUAACAAGAUGUUUUGCAGCCCACCGAAACAGCCUAAGGAUACUGUUUGGGAAGUAAAGGAGGAUGAUCCUGUCGAGCGGAAGCUUCACUUUAGUGUUUACGAUGAUUCGGUUGAUAGCAUAUCAGUGGAUGCACAGGAUCAGUCACUGCGUCAAGACACGAACGAAUCUAUUCCGACGCAGCCUUUCCAGGUUUUCACGGAUGAUGUUUCCGAAGGUUCACGAAUGGAAAGAAAGAUUUGGAGUCAGAAAAGGAAGCCCCUGGGCAUUCGGGAUGAUCUGGUACGCGUCGGACGUCUGACGAACAAAGACGCUCUUGUGCAAGCCGAAAAGGAUGUCGCUGCGAAGAAAUUGCCUGAUAGCGGCCGAGUUCAAGAUGCUAUGAAGUACAUAGCACGAGACCGACCACCGAGACAUAUUGUGCAGCCUACUUUUGUACGGCCCAGUUCGAAAGCCUGCAAGUUAGACCCGUACACUCACGAAAACCGUCAAGCUCUGAUCCUUGAUCAGCGAGUUGACCGGUAUCUGUGGUCGAGACCCGAUGCCGUUAAAACUCACACACAAAAGCUGCCGCGAUUUCCGUGCAACAAUCCGGCCAAGCGGAAAUUGCGAAAACCAGUUAUUGUCAGGGCCAGUCACACGCUAACGCUUCAGCUUGUCGAAGUGCUAGGUUCAGGUUCGUUUGCGCAUGUCUUCUCCGCCAACGUUGUUGAUGCGGCAAGCAGCAUCACUUUCAGCAAAGCUAUCAAGUUUGAAAAGGAGCGCCAGAAUCUAGCUUGGGAAUUCUACGUCACGAACAAGAUCAUCAAGAUCUUACGGAACAAGAAAAAGCUUUUGGAGGAGAAGAUUCCGGUGCCUGCACUCAAUGCACUCCACUUGUUUCCGAAUGGAGCUCUGCUUAUGAUGGAUCAGGGCCGCGCGGGUACACUUUACGAUGUCUUGAAUCGCUACAAGCAGUCCGGAGUCAUUUUCCCUGAAGUUUUGGCUGUCUACUACACCAUUAGGAUGCUGCGUUGCAUCGAGCUGGUCCAUAGCGCAAAUGUUCUUCACGGCGAUAUUAAACCGGACAAUUGGCUGAUGAUAUCUGGAUAUCCUUCACUAGAGUUCUGUACAAGGAUGGAAGGGCUAGACUUCGACAAGGUCUUCCACGCAAGUGAUCUCUAUCUGAUCGACUACGGAAGGUCCAUUGACCUCAGCCUUUACUCAGAGGGAACCGUCUUUACAGGCAAUUGCCAUGUGAAAGGAUUCCAAUGCGUUGAGAUGUUGACACAGCGUCCAUGGACCCACCAAAUCGACACGUUUGCCUUCUGUGCAACGGUACACUGCAUGCUAUUCGGAGAUUACAUGGAAGUCAAGCCACUGCGCGACUCUAAGAGCACGACGACAUGGGGGAUCGUUAGGCCAUUCAAGCGGUACUGGCAUGUUGAGAUGUGGAAGCAUUUGUUUCACGCACUGCUGAAUGUAAGCAGUUGCACGGAACAACCAUCUUUAUCCGACCUUCGGAAGCGCCUGGAAAAUUACUUCGUGGCCGACACAAGCCGUCAACAGGAACUCGUCAAACAGCUAAGCCGUCAAGACGUUCUUCUAGGAAAACCGAUGGUUAAGAUAAGGACAUCAAUAAUUUAA
Peronospora matthiolae is the source of this 3183-nucleotide messenger RNA. The record is from the annotation of a GenBank genome assembly. NCBI's taxonomy places the organism in Eukaryota, Oomycota, Peronosporomycetes, Peronosporales, Peronosporaceae.